AUGAGUACCACUCAGCGUAGCGAGAGUAUGAAUGCUUUCUUUGAUGGUUAUGUCCAUUCAAAAACAAAUCUGAAAGAGUUUGUCGACCAGUUCGACAAUGCACUAAAAAGGAAAAUUGAGAAUGAAAAUCAAGCAGAGUUUCUUUCCUUUAGUGGCACCAUUCCCUGCGUAUCUAGAUCGCCAAUUGAAAAGAAAUUUCAAUUGUUGUACACGAAUGCAAAAUUUAAGGAAGUUCAACAGCAAGUAAUCGGUGUGCUUGAUUUGGAUCCAACUUUACAGACAAUGGAUGGUGUAAUGAAGACUUAUUUGGUAGAAGAUGAAGUUCGUAUUCAGGAGUUCACAAAACAGGUUACAUAUUUUGUGGAUUUUAAUGUCGAUGACUGUAAUGCAAAGUGUUCAUGUGGUUUAUUUCAGAUGAGGGGGAUACUGUGUAGGCAUAUUUUGUCUAUAUUCAAAUCAAACGGUAUAAAAUCGUUGCCAGAUCAGUACAUUUUAGACCGAUGGCGGAAGGACAUCAAGAGAAGAUACACUUUAAUCCGAUCUAGCUACGAUGCCGGGGAUGAAAGGCCAAAUGGUAAUAGACAAUCCAUUCUUCUGAAUAUGUGUUAUGAGAUGAUAGAUUAUGCGGUUGAAUCUGAGAAGGACUUUGACGAUGCAAAGAAGAAGAUACAAGAGAUGACUGGAUUAUAUCGUCAGAACCAACGACCCUUAUCUAGCGGCCAAACAGUUUCGGAACCUGGGGUUACAAUACUAGAUGGGGCUGUAGUUGGUAGCUCACAACAAGUCAAGAGUCCACUUGUUGUCAGAGGAAAAGGAAGACCUCCGUCUCUUAGACGAGCAUCCAGGAUGGAGACAGAAAUGCGGAAGGUUAAAGCCAAACAGAAGAAAGCACAAGUGGUUCAAAAACGCAAACAGCGAGAUGAAGGAGAUACAGUACCUAUGGGCACAAAACGGAGUUUAUUUGGGCCAUCAGAAGCAGAUGCAUAUUCCAACCACGGACAAUUUACGGUUAUGGACAGUAGUGGGACCACGCAAAGUGUUCAGUCGUGGUAUUUUGGUAGUCAAGGAAGUAAUCCUCCUAUGGUUGGUAGUCAAGGAAGUGUUCAUCAUAUGGUUGGUAGUCAAGAAAGUGUUCAUCCUAUAGUUGAGAAGGCGAGAGGGUCUCGACCAUUAACUGGUUCGACAGGAUUUGGGGUUCCAAUCACAGAGAGGGAGAGAGGGUUUCGAGGGUCUCGUGAUGAAACUGGUUCUGAGAUGGAUUUGGGGUUUCAAUCGCAGAGAGGGAGAGAGGGUUUCGAGGGUCUCGUGAUGAAACUGGUUCUGAGAUGGAUUUGGGGUUCCAAUCGCAGAGAGGGAGAGAGGGUUUCGAUGGAGGUUUCGAUGGAUUGCAAGAUGAAACUGGUGCUUGAAUGGAUUUGGGAUUGGAUUUGGGGUUCCAAUCGCAGAGAGGGAGAGAGGGUUUCGAUGGAGGUUUCGAUGGAUUGCAAGAUGAAACUGAGAGGGAGAGAGGGUUUCGAUGGAGGUUUCGAUGGAUUGCAAGAUGAAACUGGUGCUGGGAUGGAUUUGGGAUUGGAUUUGGGGUUCCAAUACCAGCCAGAGAGGGUUUCGAGGGUCUCGAGAGUGGAUCGAGAGAGGAGAAGCAGAGAGUAA
Molecule: messenger RNA, 1650 nt
Organism: Carya illinoinensis
Lineage: Eukaryota; Viridiplantae; Streptophyta; Magnoliopsida; Fagales; Juglandaceae
Product: protein FAR-RED ELONGATED HYPOCOTYL 3-like
Exons: 6
Coding region: 1-1650 (549 amino acids)
Molecular function (GO): zinc ion binding
Source: RefSeq, a predicted model, not a curated record